CGAUCGCCAACGAAAUCCUCCCGUAUUUCGCAACGCCGACGGCUCAACCACUCCCGCACCACCACCACCAGCAGCAGCAGCAUGCGCCCCGGCCUCUCCGCUCCAUGACGACCCCGCCCCAGCUCCUCCUCACCGCCCAAUCGGCCGCCGCGCUCCUCGUCCUCCUCGGCCCCACCGCCCGCGCGCGCAAGCGCCUGCGCCGCGACGAGGCCGGCUCCGCCUCGGACGCCGAAGCGACCGACCCCGACCCCGACCCCGACCCGGCACCGCAGCAGGCGACACCUGCCGCGGCCCCGGAGCAGGAGACGCCACAUCCGGCGGCGGCGGCGAACCUGCCGCUGCCGCUGCCGCCCACGAGCCUGGACGACUACCCGCUCGCGUUCCGGGUCUCGGCGCCCACCUUCCACUUCCUCUCGGGCCUGCUCGACCCGCUCCUCUCCCACCCUUCCCUCCCGUCCCCGGUGCUCCUCGCGCUCGCGCUCGCCCGCCUCGCGUCGGGGCUGCCCUACCCGGCGCUCGCGGCGCUCUUCCGCGUCCCGCCCUCCGCCCCCCGCGCCGCCUCCCGCCGCCUCCGCCGCGUGCUCCUCGCCAAUUUCCGGUUCUGGCUCGCCUUCCCCUCCGACCCUACCAGCGCCUAUUCCGCCCCGCUCCCCUCAUGCCGCGGCGCGCUCUGCUGCGCGCGAUUCGCCGGUCCUACCGGCCCGCUCGCCGCGCAGCUCGUGGCGGGCGCCUCUUCCCGUGUGCUCUCGCUCGCCGCGGGAUUCCGCGGCGACCGCACGGACCUCGGGGUGCUCAGGCUGUCCUCGCUGUAUCAGGAGGUCGAGCAGGGGAAGUUGCUUGACUCCCAGCAGUACUUGGUCGGGGAUGGGGGUGGGUACCCGCUGCUGCCCUGGCUCAUGGUGCCGUUCCCAGGGCCUGUGGUGCCUGGCUCCACUGAGGCGGAGUUCAAUGCUGCGCACAAGGCAAUGUGCCGCCCGGUGAGGCGUGCUAUCCGGAGCUUGAUGGGAUGGGGAGCCAUCGCUAGGCUCCGCGAGGAGGAAAGCUCUCGAGCAGCUGUGGCAUGCAUUGGGACAUGUGCGAUGCUUCACAAUGUGUUGCUGACUAGGGAGGAUUACUCUGCAUUGGCGCCAGAUGUUGAGGAGGCAGAGAGUGAUUUGGGGGAAAUGCACAGCCAUAGAGAUGACGCCGGUGCCGGAGCAGAAGGACUCGAGGUUGAUGGCCGUGCAUUGGCGUUGCGGAGUGCAUUAGCAGCAACAAUGAAGGACCUGCGAGCGCCUGACUAGCGAUGGUGAUUGUUUCACAAUUUCUGUCAUUGUCGAUUUCGAUUCUUUUUAAUCAUAUAUAGUUUGUGUAGUGGUGAAUAUUUUGAUUCAAUUGGAUUUGUCACUCUUCAGUUAGUUGCUUGCUCAAUGAAUGAAGAAAGAAAUUAGACUGUCACUUGACGCAUCUUUGGAUUUGAAAUUUUGAAUA
This is a messenger RNA of Sorghum bicolor (sorghum), 1470 nucleotides long. RefSeq names its product protein ALP1-like. The record is from RefSeq and is a predicted model, not a curated record. Lineage: Eukaryota; Viridiplantae; Streptophyta; Magnoliopsida; Poales; Poaceae. The transcript has a single exon. Bases 105 to 1283 code for a protein of 392 amino acids.